Molecule: messenger RNA, 1422 nt
Organism: Ustilaginoidea virens
Lineage: Eukaryota; Fungi; Ascomycota; Sordariomycetes; Hypocreales; Clavicipitaceae
Exons: 4
Coding region: 1-1422 (473 amino acids)
Source: RefSeq, a predicted model, not a curated record
AUGAAGGUGCUGCUGCUUCUACUCGGUGCCCUUGCGGCUGUGCCGUGUGCGCGAGCACAGGGAUCGUCGUCAUCGUCAUCGUCGUUUUCGUCGUCAUCGUCGUCUCUGCUCCGUGCUGCUGAACAGUUUCCUGGCUGUGCUGUAUCGUGCCUCGGCAGCUAUCUUCCUCAGUGCGACUUCACCAACGAGACCUGCUUCUGUACCAGCCAAGUCUUUCGACAAGAAAUGAACAUCUGCGUUCUCGCCAACUGCACGAUCCCGCAAGCGCUGACGGUCAAGAACUUGACCUCGAACGCGUGCGGCGAACCGGUCCGGAAUAGAUCCCACUUAUUCGUCGCCGUCAGCAAAAUAUUCGGCAUCACCUCCAUCGUCAUCGUCAUUCUGCGCUUCGCCUUCAAGCUGUGGGCCAGGAUAGGGUUAGGCCUGGACGACUGGUUCUGUCUCUUGUCCGUCGUCGUCGGAACUCCCGUCACAGUCAUCAGCUGCUAUGGGCUGGCGCCAAGCGGCCUCGGCAGGGACGCGUGGACGCUGACUCCGGACCAGCUAACCAGCUUUGGCCUCUGGCUGUACAUUGCCGAGGCCGAGUAUCUCGUCGAGGCGAUCAUCGUCAAGCUAGUCUUCAUCUUCUUCUACAUGCGGAUAUUUCGCGCGCCCGGGGUUCAGCGACUGCUUUGGGGUACCGUGGUGCUCGUGUCCGUGGCGGGUGUUGUGUUCGUCUCGGUCGUCAUCUUUCAGUGCACGCCCAUCCAGUACCUCUGGGUCAGGUGGGACGGGUUGCACCAGGGCCGCUGCCUGGAUAUGAGCAUGGUGGCCUGGACGAGCGCGGGUCUCAACAUUGUGCUCGACGGUUGGAUGCUGGCGAUUCCCAUGUCUCAGCUGAGGACGCUGAACCUCGACUGGAGGAGAAAGCUCGGCGUCGGCCUGAUGUUUGGUAUCGGAGCAAUCGUCACCUUCAUCAGCAUGCUUCGCCUCAAGGCAAUCGUCCACUUCGCGUCCAGCUCGACCAACCCCACCUGGGACUAUUUCGACCUGUGCCUCUGGUCCGUGCUCGAGAUCAACGUGGCCAUCCUCUGCUCGUGCCUGCCCUCGCUGCGGCAGCUGCUCGCGCGGCUUCUUGCCGAAAUCGCGAGCACGGGCCAGAGGUGCUACGCCAAGUGCGGAAGGCGCGCCACGCGGCCGUCCGACGCGGCCGCCCCGGUAUCGCAGGUCGUCGACGACAAGAGCCAGGGCGGACCAGGACCAGGACCAGGACCAGGACCAGGACCAGGAGCCCCGCCCAUCCAUAUCAGCAUGACCAACACCUUCACCAUCGUCUACGGGGACGACGAAGCAAACGAAAAGGGCCAUUUCAGCGCAGCGCGGGUCAAGGACGAGGAAAUGGCAUCGAGCUGCGGCAAGUCGGCGUCCUCUGCAUUAUCAUGA